Molecule: messenger RNA, 480 nt
Organism: Entrophospora sp. SA101
Lineage: Eukaryota; Fungi; Glomeromycota; Glomeromycetes; Entrophosporales; Entrophosporaceae
Source: the annotation of a GenBank genome assembly
AUGGCUGCAGUUAAGUUAAAAUCAAAAAAAGCUUUUCACAAAAGAUUCAAAAGUACAGCCAGCGGUAAUUUAAAAAGGGAAAGAGCUUAUACUUCUCAUUUAUUUGUUAACAAAUCUACCAAGCAAAAAAGGCAACUACGAAAAGCUACUCUUUUAGCAAAAAAGUUGCCUGUUAAUUUCUCAUUAUUAGAAAAAAACAACAAUAUUGAAGUUGGAAUAGUGAUUGGCAAUGCCAAAGGAGAAACAGCAGAAAUCUACGCCGAAUUUUUUGGAUCUAAAGGGGAAAUUUAUGACAAAUUUAGUAAAGAAUUAACAGAUUUGUUUCCCAUAGAAAUUAAGCCUUCCAAAACUGAUAAUCAAGGAAAAGAAGAUAAAGAAAGCCAAGAAUUAAACCAAGAAGGAGUCAAAAAUUCUGCUUCUACACACGAAAAAGGAAGCGAUAAUAAACUAACGACUGGACUGAUAAUUGAAUUUUGGUAG